This is a messenger RNA of Polistes canadensis, 1255 nucleotides long. Its product is annotated as UDP-glucuronosyltransferase 1-3-like. NCBI's taxonomy places the organism in Eukaryota, Metazoa, Arthropoda, Insecta, Hymenoptera, Vespidae. The record is from RefSeq and is a predicted model, not a curated record. Gene Ontology annotation, molecular function: UDP-glycosyltransferase activity.
CUUUAUCGAAGGAAUUAAAAAAAUUCAUAGAUAAUGCGUCUAAUGGUUUCAUUUAUGUCAGUUUUGGAACAAACGCAAAUCCAUCWACGUUUCCGGAAAAAUUGUUGGAUUCAUUUUUCCAUGUUUUCUCAAAUUUACCGAUGAAGGUUGUAUGGAAACUCAAGGGAAACUUUUCAAAAAUAUCAGAUAAUAUAUAUACUGCAGAAUGGUUUCCGCAACAAAACAUCCUGGCGCAUCCAAAUUUGAAGCUGUUCGUUUAUCAAGGUGGACUUCAAAGUACAGAAGAAGCUAUAAAUUUCGGAGUACCACUUGUAGCAAUACCAAUAUUAUCCGAUCAAGAUAUGAUAGUCAUGAAAAUGGAAAGUUUAGGGGUAUGCAGGAGCGUCGAAAUUUUACAAAUGACUAGAGAAGCUUUAAACGAAGCGAUUAUGGACGUCUUAAAUAACACAAGCUAUAAAGAAAAUAUGUUGAAACUUAAAAAUCUCAUAGAAGAUAAACCAUUUGACACCAUGGAAAACGUCAUUUGGUGGAUAGAAUAUGUUAUUCGUCAUAAGGGAGCAAAUCAUCUCCGUUCUAGCAUCAUAAAUGAACCGUGGUAUCAAAGAUACAACACUGAUGUUAUCGCCCUAUUAUCUAUUAUAUUGUUUAUAAUUGCCGUCCUUAGCCUUUACAUUACUGUUAAAGUAUUCAUAAUUAUUAUAAAAUAUUACGCAACUUUAUUAUCCAAAGAAAAAAAGAAAAAAAAAUUGAGCUAGUUGAAUAAUCGUAACUAAAAAGUGACGGCUGUAUAUAUAUAUAUUUAGAACAGCUUCUAGAUAAGAUAAGUAAAAAAUAAGUUCAUAAGUAGAUAAGAUUAUAGUAAAAAGGAAAACUUACAUACAUAUUACAUAAUUACUUACGUACUUACAUACAUACAGGAUUGUAUUAUUUCACUAAUCAUUAUUUACUCAAUUAGAGAUGUCAUUUUUUUUUUAAUAAUUUUUAUGAAAAUUCUUCUAUCAUACGCAAGUGCAAACGUUAUUUUUUCAUAAAACGAUCUUGAAUCAAAGUAAAAUGUAAGUGAAAUUUCCAUAAUUUUAGACUACUGCCUUGUGUCGUUUUAAAAUGUAAAAAUUAUUGAAAACGAUGUAAGAAUGUAAUGAGUUUAUAGGGUGCAAGUCUUUUUGUAAACUGCGAGUAUCAUUAAAAAGGAAAUAAAAAGGAAAUAUUGUACUGUGCAAUGUAAAUAUUUAAAAAUCAUAAUAAAUCGAAUUCA